GAUCACGACGUACUGGUCGUGCUGUUGAUAACUUCAAGAAAGAAAAGACACGAGGUAGUAGUUUUUGUUUCGGGUUGCAAGGACACCUAGCGGUUGCCGGUUCGUUUCGCCAGAUUCAUGAGCAACUGUCACAGGCACUGUCCGUCGUGUUUCUCGUUGACACGGGUUGUUUCUGCGAUUGCCAUGCGUGGGUUAUCGUAGUUUGUUGACCGAGCUCUCCUAGAGGAUUCCUUCCCCGCCAAGUCUGAAGUGUCCUUCAGGCGGCUCGACCUGGCCGGUGUGCAGACAAACGCCCACGCCCCCCUCCUGCUACCUGUUUGUCAACCAUGCCAUCUUACAUGGAUGUUCAUGUUCCAUGCAUUGAAGACUUACUGAAACGUGAUCCAUACCUCAAGAAUCACGAAAAUGAGAUCAGGCGAAGGUACAAGUGCUUUCAAGAACAGCUGCUGCAAAUAGAGAAUUGCGAAGGGCUCCUGGAGUUUUGUAAAAGUUACGAGAGGUACGGAAUUCACCGCCUGCCUGACAACUCUAUCCGUAUGCUUGAGUGGGCACCAGGUGCUGAAGCCGUGUUCCUGCGUGGGGACUUCAACGCAUGGGAAAGGUUGACACAUCCCUUCAAGAAGCUCCCCUAUGGCAAGUGGGAACUGACUCUGCCUCCAAAGGCCGAUGGCUCCUGCCAAAUCCCGCACCUUGACAGAAUCAAGAUUGUCAUUCUCAACAAAACCACAGGGGAGCUUGCAGACCGAAAUAGCCCUUGGGCUACGUACGUUGUCCGGGACAAAAAUGUCCCCCAGUUUGGGCAGCGCUUCUGGGAUCCCCCAGAAAAUGAGCGUUACAAAUUCAAGCAUCCCAAAGUACCAUUACCCAAAAGCCUUCGUAUCUACGAGUGCCACAUUGGCAUUGCAUCUGAGGACUACUGGGUUGCUAAUUAUGCAAACUUCAAGGACAAUGUUCUUCCUCGAAUCAAGAACCAAGGUUACAACGCAAUUCAAAUCAUGGCUAUCAUGGAACAUGCAUAUUACGCAAGUUUUGGCUAUCAAGUAACAUCAUUUUUUGCAGCUUCCAGUCGGUACGGCACUCCGGAAGAGCUGAAAGCACUUGUGGACCGUGCACACGAGAUGGGCAUCUAUGUGCUGCUGGACGUGGUACACAGCCACGCAUCCAAGAAUGUCCUCGAUGGCCUGAACGAGUUUGAUGGCACCAACAGCUGCUACUUCCACGAUGGAGGUCGUGGAACACACCCUCUGUGGGACAGCCGGCUCUUCGACUACACACAGAUGGAGACACUACGCUUUCUGCUCUCCAACUGCUAUUGGUAUCUACAGGAGUACCAGUUUGAUGGCUUCCGCUUUGACGGUGUCACCUCGAUGCUGUACCAUUCGCACGGCAUGGGCCAUGGCUUCAGUGGUGACUACAACGAGUACUUUGGCCUCAACAGUGACACAGAAUCGCUUGUCUACCUCAUGUUGGCUAACCACAUGAUCCACAAGCUAUUCCCCAAUGCCAUCACCAUUGCAGAGGAUGUGUCGGGCAUGCCAGCCUUGUGCCGACCCGUGGACGAAGGUGGUGGAGGCUUCGAUUUCCGCCUAGGCAUGGCAAUUCCUGAUCUCUGGAUCAAGCUCCUAAAGGAACAAAAGGAUGAGGACUGGAACAUGGGGAACAUUGUGCACACCAUGAGCAACCGCCGGUGGAUGGAGAAGACGGUUGCCUACGCGGAGUCGCAUGACCAGGCCCUUGUAGGGGACAAGACAUUGGCUUUCUGGCUGAUGGACAAGGAGAUGUACACCAACAUGUCGGUGCUGACAGAGCUUAAUCCCAUUGUUGACCGUGGCAUUGCCCUGCACAAGAUUAUCCGCAUGAUAACUCAUGCUCUUGGUGGUGAAGCUUGGCUCAACUUCAUUGGGAACGAGUUUGGUCAUCCCGAGUGGCUGGACUUCCCACGUGUGGGCAACAAUGAAAGCUACCACCAUGCCCGGCGUCAGUGGCACCUCGUGGAUGACAAUCUGUUGCGCUACAGGUUCCUCAACAACUUUGAUCGUGCCCUCAAUGAGACCGAGGACAAGUACCACUGGCUGCCAGCACCACCAGCUUACGUAAGCUGGAAGCAUGAAGAUGACAAGGUGGUGGCCUUUGAGAGGGCUGGCCUUCUCUUCGUGAUCAACUUUCAUCCUUUCAGGAGCUUCUCAGACUACCAAGUCGGCAUUGAUACGCCUGGAAAGUACAAAGUUGUCCUGGACUCUGAUGCGGAGGAGUUUGGGGGCCACAAGCGCAUUGACCGGGGAGUGGAUACCUUCACUUUCAACAACCCCUUUGCUGGGCGAAGGAACUCCAUCAAAGCAUACAUUCCCAGCAGAGUGGGACUCAUCUACGCACGUGUAGAAUGAUGUUGACUGGAUGCUUGUGGAAAAUAGUGCAACAUAUUUCCUCUAGGUUUGCAGCCAUUGGAGCGUGCUGUUCACAAAUAAACACUUCUGCAAACACUGA
Molecule: messenger RNA, 2484 nt
Organism: Dermacentor silvarum
Lineage: Eukaryota; Metazoa; Arthropoda; Arachnida; Ixodida; Ixodidae
Gene: AGBE
Product: 1,4-alpha-glucan-branching enzyme-like
Biological process (GO): glycogen biosynthetic process
Cellular component (GO): cytoplasm
Molecular function (GO): 1,4-alpha-glucan branching enzyme activity; hydrolase activity, hydrolyzing O-glycosyl compounds; cation binding
Source: RefSeq, a predicted model, not a curated record